AUGGCAUUCAGUGUAACACGCCCAUCCUCUCCUAUUUCUACUCCCGUAGAUGACCAUCUCAGUGCUGCUCUUCACGCCGCCCUCAAUCGCAUACAUGACGAUAUGGUCCACCAAGAUAAAUCACAUCACCCACCACCUGACAAGUCUCGUAUAGACAUAGUCCUCGACUCCGAUGUCCUUACACUGAAAGGCACAACGGUAGACAUCGAGCCUGCCUUGCUUUCAGGACAUGUCGUCCUCACUCUCUCCGAAGCAACAUCUAUCAAAGAAAUCAAUCUCCAAUUUCGUGGAAAAACCCACGUGCCACCGCCUCUUCAUGAUCCAAUCUCCCUUCACUCAUCUGGGCAGACAUACAGCAUUUGCACAUAUGACUGGUCCUUCCUCGAAGGCGAGAAGCGUCACUCUCAUACCCUCAAAGCAGGCAAACACCUUUUCCCAUUCUCACUUGCCCUCGGCGGUUCUCUUCCCUCUUCCCUCUACCUCCCCUCCGCUAUAUCUCAACCAUUCAUCUCAUAUAAACUUCGUGCAACCGCCGUCCGUCCUGGCCUCGCGCACAACCUCCAUGCAUCCCACCCCGUUUCCCUAAUACGCAGUUUCGCAUCAGACUCGCUCGAGUAUCAGCAGACACUUGAAAUCGAGAACACAUGGCCUGAUAAACUAAUGUACACUAUCGUCCUUCCCCAUCGCGCUUGGGCUGCCGGUGAUACUCUCACUGCCCUCUGCAAAUUUAUCCCCCUCGCCAAAGGUGUCCGCGUCAUCAGCGUCAUCACCAACCUUAACGAGACCGUGAAGAUUCCUUCAAGGGGGAGCGAAUAUACCAGAGCUGUUGUGGCUACAAAACAUGAAGUCGUCCAUGGCAAACUUAAGCUUAUCAGCGAAAGUUGGAACGGCAUCAGCCGACCCAUCGGCACAGGUUCCAAAUCCCAUCACCUUGGCGCUGCAGGUGUCGCAUCCCCUGCUCAGGAGGAUGGUUUCCAUCCAUCCGAUCUAUCCCUCCAUCAGGUCCCCAGCAUACCAUCUUCGUCCUCCUCCCACUCCCACUCUCAGCCGAUCGCAAGUUCCUCGUCCACCCCUUCACAUGAUUCCGAUCUCUCCCAUGAUGAACCUCCAGACCCCGCUCUAGAUGAAUUCACUUCAACAGACCUCAUUUCCUUGCUCUCCCUCUCCCUCCCACCAAAUCUCACCCCGUCCCAUUCUUUCGACCCCAUCCACGUCUCACACCGAAUCCGCUGGUCCAUCCUUAUGUCAAACCUCGACGGGCAUACUUCUGAGCUCCGCUGCAGCCUUCCCGUAAGCAUAGUCGAUGGGUGUCUCCUCACAGAAGCUCGCGCCGCUGGGUGUUGGGUCCGUCGUGUCGUCUUGGGUGAUCACGUUCAAGGUGAAGGCGAGAGCGCUGGCACAGGCAUUUUUGGAGAAGGAGAAGGCGAGGAAGGUGAAACGCUCCCCAGUUACACCGCUCACGUUAGGGACCGCGUCGCCAAUGCCUUCCUACCCGCCGGAUCCACCAUGCGAGUUGUCAACCCCUACGUCUCCGCAUCAUCACACAUACCCCUCACACCAGGAAGUGCCACUAACACAUCCUUUCCGCCACGUUCAGGAACGAGUUCGCCACCACAUCCACACGCACCCGCGCACCCGCACCCGCAACCGCACCCGCACACACAUGCACACACACUCCCACACAGCGUACUCGAUUGGGUCAAUUCUGAACUUUUACGUCAUCCACGCUCGCCGCAUUCUGAUCCUACAAGCCAAGUCCCAAGUCGGCUUGUUUCGCGAGCGCCUAGUCCCGAGCGGCGUGCUCAGACUGCGGUAUCUGGUUCAGAAACGCACAGACCU
Messenger RNA from Suillus bovinus, 1839 nucleotides. RefSeq lists its product as uncharacterized. The transcript is spliced from 2 exons. Gene Ontology annotation, biological process: ubiquitin-dependent endocytosis. The annotation marks the transcript as partial. Gene Ontology annotation, cellular component: cytoplasm; plasma membrane; cytosol. NCBI's taxonomy places the organism in Eukaryota, Fungi, Basidiomycota, Agaricomycetes, Boletales, Suillaceae. Gene Ontology annotation, molecular function: protein-macromolecule adaptor activity; ubiquitin protein ligase binding. The record is from RefSeq and is a predicted model, not a curated record.